AUGUCCUCGCCAACCCUCGUAAUCCGUCCCGCCCUCUCCUCAGACCUUCCCCUCAUCCCUCAGAUUGAAUAUCAAGCCGGUCAGAUCUUUCGCGUCGUGGACAUGGACGCCAUUGCGGACGAUGCGCCUCCAACCAUAGACUCACUUGCUCACUACGCCUCGACCGGCCGCCUUUGGGUAGCAGUCUCCUGCUCCGACUCCGCCGCGCCAAUCGCGUACUUGACCGCCGACCUUCUCGCAAGCGACGGCCUAGCCCAGGUCGCGCAAGUGACGGUAUUGCCUGAGCAUGCCAGGAGAGGCAUCGGCGCGAGCUUGCUACGGUACCUGGAGCUUUGGGCGCGGGAGAUGAAGCUGAGGGGAGUGAGUCUAACGACGUUUAAGGACGUGCCGUGGAACCGGCCAAUGUAUGAGCGGUUGGGGUACAGGACUCUCGGGGACGAGGAGCUGCAGCAAGAGGGACUUAGGGGUUUGAGGGGUCUGGUAGAGGAAGAGGGCAGGAACGAAGUGCUGAAGAGGUGGCCGAGAUGCGCGAUGGUCAAGAUGUUCACUGGAUGA
Molecule: messenger RNA, 555 nt
Organism: Coniosporium apollinis CBS 100218
Lineage: Eukaryota; Fungi; Ascomycota; Dothideomycetes
Exons: 1
Coding region: 1-555 (184 amino acids)
Molecular function (GO): acyltransferase activity, transferring groups other than amino-acyl groups
Source: RefSeq, a predicted model, not a curated record